This is a messenger RNA of Paramecium tetraurelia, 503 nucleotides long. RefSeq lists its product as uncharacterized. The record is from RefSeq and is a predicted model, not a curated record. NCBI's taxonomy places the organism in Eukaryota, Ciliophora, Oligohymenophorea, Peniculida, Parameciidae. The transcript has 2 exons.
AUGAUAAUUUUAUUCAGCAUUUUCUUUGCAAUCAUUUCAGCUAAUUCAGUAAGCGAAGUUAGAUCACAUACUUUAAGAUUCCGUCCUAAUUAGAAUUUAGUUAAAGAAUUAUAAUCUUACAUUGAAACUAACUAAAUUAAGGCAGCUUCAAUUUCCACUUGUGUUGGAUCUUUGUUGAAAUGCUCAAUUAGAUUUGCAAAUCAACCUCAAUUUACAGAAAUCAAUGGUCACUUUGAAAUUGUGUCUCUUGUUGGAACAAUAAGUGUUUAUGGAUAACAUAUUCAUAUUAGUUUAUCUGAUACUGAAGGAAAAAUGAUUGGGGGCCACUUGCCAUUUUAUGACAAUGAGUGCAUCAUUUAUACGACUGCUGAAAUCGUAUUACUUGAGCAUAUCGAAACCAUCUAUACAAGGAAAUUAGAUCCAACCUAUGGAUAUUACGAACUAUAUAUAAUUUGAAUAAUAAUUUUCAUCUAAAUACCACUUUCAACAAUUAUACUGAAAAA